Messenger RNA from Galeopterus variegatus (Sunda flying lemur), 934 nucleotides. It is a transcript of the gene CUNH8orf88, whose product is annotated as chromosome unknown open reading frame, human C8orf88. Lineage: Eukaryota; Metazoa; Chordata; Mammalia; Dermoptera; Cynocephalidae. Gene Ontology annotation, cellular component: cytoplasm. Gene Ontology annotation, biological process: negative regulation of translational initiation. The record is from RefSeq and is a predicted model, not a curated record. Bases 186 to 539 code for a protein of 117 amino acids. Gene Ontology annotation, molecular function: eukaryotic initiation factor 4E binding. The transcript is spliced from 6 exons.
CUCGCCCCUCCGAGUCUCCGCCGGCUCCGCCCCCCGUCGUCGCGAGCGGUCGCGCGGCCUGAGCCGUUCCCCGACGGGCCGCUGGGAGCUCGGCCGCGGCGUCUGAGCUGAGCGCGGAGACGCUGCUGCUGCCCCGAAGUCCUCCUGGAUCUUGAGGCGUAUGGAACCUCAAGAUCUUUGUGACAAUGGAAACCAAAAAAUUUAUUGGUAAACCGCUUCAACCAGCAAGACCUGUUCGUCAUCUGACUUCUCCCCCAGAAGCAGUGUUUCCUUUCAACUUUCCAAAUGAAUAUCCUUGCAGCACUCAGUGUUUACAAAGUGGAGUUAGCAGAUGUAAGACGAAUGGAAUGCAAACCUUUUCUCAAGGUCUUAAUGAACAACAGCAACAUCAGUCUCCAGUUAAAAAAGAGAGAAUUAAAUACAGCAGAGAUUUCCUGUUGAAGCUCUCAAGUAUUUCCAUCUGCAGGAAGAAACCAGACUUUCUGCCUGAUCAUCCUAUUGUACUUCAAAAACCAGAAAACAACCAAAAUUUUAAGUAGCACUUUAAGAACAGAUGAACUUGAAGAUAAAGAAUUAUUCAUUUUAUAUUUUGGACACCUGCAAAUGAAGUGGAUCUAAUAACAAUAGCUAUAAUGGACUGUGAUAAUUCAAUUUAUUUUUUAAUUUUGAUGGUUGGCUCUUUGGUUUCUCCUAACAUGAGAAAGAGAUAUUUUAAACUAUAAAGAAUUUUCUAAUCAUUUUCAGAUUUGCAGGCAGUUUCCUGCCUGAAUUGGGAAGUAACAUUGGAAAGUAGGAAUUUGGUUAGUGAAGUGGGAAGACUGUGUAUUUAUAAUUUGCAUGCUACUUGCAGUUUUCUGUUUUUCAUCACUUGUAAUAAUGGAAUGGAAAUGUAAGCUGUAAAGAUUCUCAAAUACAAAGUAUUUGAUACAAUGUA